Messenger RNA from Ipomoea nil (Japanese morning glory), 309 nucleotides. RefSeq lists its product as uncharacterized. Lineage: Eukaryota; Viridiplantae; Streptophyta; Magnoliopsida; Solanales; Convolvulaceae. Bases 1 to 309 code for a protein of 102 amino acids. The transcript has a single exon. The record is from RefSeq and is a predicted model, not a curated record.
AUGGAAGGUCUGAUUCCACUGGUUUGCAGGAGCAUCAAGAGGAGCAAAACUCGGCAGCAAUACGAGUUUCUCUCUUCGGGGACUGCUCACACUUUCAACAAUCAAGACUUUUACCAGCAGACUGGCGGCUACAAUAACCAUUCAUCACCUGAGAACAUGGCUGUGGAGGAGGGUAAAAGGCACCGGCGGCACAAGUCCCUCUGUGCCGAACAUGGUGGUGGGUUUUCGCCCGAUUUUGCCACUGCUAAGCCUGAAAAACUUGUUAGGUUCAGGAGCCACAGGAUGUUCUCAUGUGUAUCUGGAGCAUAA